Messenger RNA from Meleagris gallopavo (turkey), 2429 nucleotides. Lineage: Eukaryota; Metazoa; Chordata; Aves; Galliformes; Phasianidae. The record is from RefSeq and is a predicted model, not a curated record.
UUUCUUUUCUUAGUUGCAGAAGCAGUUUGGAUUUGAGUAUCAAACACUGGUGGAUGGUGAGGUUAUCCUUCAUCUGUACAACAGAGGAGGGAUAGAACAAACAGCAUCCAUGCUGGAUGGUGUAUUUGCUUUCAUCCUUCUGGACACAGCGAACAGAAAAGUGUUUCUUGCAAGAGACACGUAUGGAGUCAGACCACUGUUUAAGGUGCUGACUGAUGAUGGAUUUUUGGGUGUCUGUUCUGAGGCAAAAGGACUUAUCAACUUAAAGCUUUCAACAUCCUUAUUUCCUAAAGUGGAACCAUUUCUUCCUGGUCAUUAUGAAGUGCUGGAUUUGAAGCCCUCUGGCAAGGUUGCAUCAGUGGAAAUAGUAAAGUUUCAUAGUUAUAAAGAUGAACCACUCCAUGCUGCUUGUGAUACAGUGGAAAAUCUGCCUUCAGGCUUUGACCUUGAAACAGUGAAGAGCAACAUCCGUGUUCUGUUUGAAAAUGCUGUUAGAAAGCGUUUGAUGGCUCACAGAAGGAUUGGUUGUCUUUUGUCAGGGGGCUUAGAUUCCAGCUUGGUUGCAGCUGUUCUUCUGAAACUGAUGAAAGAAAUGAACAUAAAAUAUCCACUACAAACCUUUGCAAUUGGGAUGGAAAACAGUCCUGAUUUACUGGCUGCCAGAAAGGUGGCAGCGCAUAUAGGCAGCGAACACCAUGAAGUAAUAUUUAAUUCUGAAGAGGGAAUUCAGGCAGUAGAGGAGGUUAUCUUUUCUUUGGAAACCUACGAUAUAACAACAGUAAGAGCUUCAAUUGGUAUGUAUCUUGUCUCCAAAUAUAUACGCAAGAAAACAGACAGUGUGGUCAUUUUUUCGGGAGAAGGAUCAGAUGAGUUGACUCAGGGAUAUAUAUAUUUCCAUAAGGCACCAUCUCCUGAAGAGGCUGCAGAAGAGAGUGAGAGGCUUCUGAAGGAGCUCUACCUGUUUGAUGUACUUCGUGCAGACAGAACUACUGCAGCACAUGGUCUUGAGCUAAGAGUCCCAUUUCUGGAUCAUCGCUUUACUUCUUACUAUUUAUCUCUACCAGCAGAACUGCGAAUCCCAAAGAAUGGAAUCGAGAAAUACCUUUUAAGACAGUCCUUUGAAGAUUCUAACUUGCUUCCCAAAGAAAUACUUUGGAGACCCAAAGAAGCUUUCAGUGAUGGUAUAGCAUCAGUAAAGAAAUCCUGGUUUUCUAUUCUUCAAGACUAUAUUGAUCAACAGGUUGAUGACCUUCUACUGGAAAAGGCAGCGGAGAAAUAUCCUUUCAAUCCUCCUAGAACAAAAGAAAGUUACUACUACCGUCAGAUCUUUGAGAAGCACUACCCAGGGCGAAGCAACUGGCUGCCCCACUACUGGAUGCCAAGAUGGGUUAAAGCAACUGAUCCUUCAGCUCGCACACUGAAACAUUACAAGUCAGCUACUCAAGAGUAGCUGUUGAUAGAAUCAACCCUAAAUGCAAGUGCUGCAAGCAAUUUGCACGUGCUCUCCUUUAAAAGAAAAAAUAAAUAUGCAAACCUAAAGUUUAAGUGGUCUUUGGGAUAGAUUUUGAAAAUGCUAUUGAAAAUAAGAGCUUUCUGUAGUUAUCCUAUUACAGAAUUCAUCCUGCUGUACCAAAAUUUUGAAAUUCAUGGGAAAAUACUUUAUAGAAAACUUUGGUUCCUUAUGUGAUGGUCUCAAAUGUAUUGAUUUGCCUGGCAGUCAUUUAACGUGUUUUAUUGUGAACUCUGCACUGAGGAAUCAAGGCAAAGUGAUGCAAACUGUUGUGUGUCCUCUGAGAAUAAGGCAAGUUCACUUGAGCUGGUUAGUGAUUUGUAUGCCUCAGUGUGGGUUUGGAUAUAUUACUCUGUUCUGAAUGUCUUUCAAGUAAUUCAUGAGAACUUUGGUCUAGUUUUGAAAAGAAUACAUAGCUAUGCAGAGGUGCUUACUAGAGUUGAUAAUGGUGGUGGUGCUGGAUCAUACUUAAAUGAAACCAAUGGGAAUCUUCCUUGUUACCAUAAAGCCACAAGUUGUCCCUUUUGAAUCUUUUAAAUAUACCACCUGUCUAAAGUUAGCUAUGACUAUUAUCAAAGAGAAGCUGAGUUAUGUCUUCGUUUCUAACUCAGGGGCUUCAAUUUUUAAAUGUAUUUAUUAUUCUUGAAAAUAGAGCGUUAACGGGGUCAUUUGUGUCAGUCGAAUGGAAGUUACAUGACUAAGUAUUUCAAGCAUUUUUUCACUUAUGGAAGACGGAAAGGUAGACUGUUGCCACUCAGCUGCAUGUGAUCGACUGCGUGGUGAGCCAGCCCUCUUAGCCAUAGAUUGUUGUUAGACAAAGCACCUUCAAAGACAAUGGGAUUAGGGACCUUGCUUAAGAAAAUGGAAAAAGAAAAGAAAAACGAUUUCAUUAAGCAUAAGAAUUUUUAAUGCUCUACCA